Diversispora eburnea is the source of this 480-nucleotide messenger RNA. The record is from the annotation of a GenBank genome assembly. Lineage: Eukaryota; Fungi; Glomeromycota; Glomeromycetes; Diversisporales; Diversisporaceae.
AUGGAAAAAUUGAAGGUUAAAGAAGAUGGAACACUUUUAAUAUUGGAUUUUUUCACUGUGACAGAUUAUCUUUUCCUUCUUCGCAGUGCUACUCAAAUUAUGUCUAAAUUGAAAGAGCAUGCAAUGUAUUUUCUCGCUGCAGCUGUUAGUGGAGGUGAUUUAACUUUGACAAUGAAUCAAGUUCCCAAAUUUCUAAAACCAAUGGUUAUGAAUUGGGUUCCUAAUGGAUUUAUUUUGGAAACGGAUUCUAGUCUUCUAGUUGAUAAAUCUAGGUACGCUCUCACUCGAUAUGGUCAUCAAAUAGUUAUUGGAAAUCUUUUGGAAAUUCGUAAACGUGAAGUAAUUUUCAUUACCAAAGAUUCCGAAUUUCAAGUAAAAUUAACUGAAGAAGAAAUUAUAAAUGAGAUAGAUAUUGAAGCAAAAAUCAUUCCUGAAUUAGUAAAAAGGCAUAAUGAAUGGAUUAAUAAAUUUUCUUCUUAG